AUGGCAGAUAACUUUUUCGUAAGUGCUGAGGAUGGUGAUGUGGAAAAGGAACCAAAUGAUGUGACAGCAGAGAAUGCAGCAGUUAAAAGUUAUGGAACAGUGACUGAAAAAAGAAGGAUAGGAAUACUGGAACGGGAUGCUAAAUGUGAUGUGAAUGCUUUUCUUUUAGAGGAGAACCCAAGUUAUGAUAUUGUAAAAGCAACAGAUAAAUGGCAGUACAUGGAUUUUCUCAGGGAUAAAGCAGUGAAUGACACAUGGGCGAAUGAAAUUCGAUUAGCAGAUCAGGUACCUGCAGGAGAUGAAAAUCUGAACAAAAUGUCUGAUACUAUUAGCUUUAUUAAUUACAGGGGUCAGCUUUAUAGCAAUCAGAGCAGUUCUGAAAUGCAGCCUUUUGUUAUGGGGAUGGCCUCCUUUCUUAUUGUUAGCGUGGUGUUGGACAUUUCUGGGAAUGCACUGGUCAUCACCUCAGUUCUACGAAGCAAAAAACUCAGAAAUACUGGUAAUGUCUUUGUUGUCAGCUUAGCUGUGGCUGAUAUGUUAUUAGCUGUGUACCCGUACCCUGUGUCCUUGGUUUCGAUGUUCCAUAAUGGCUGGGUAUUAGGAGAUAUACACUGUAAGGCAAGUGGAUUUAUUCAAGGACUGAGUGUUGUGGGAUCGGUCUUCAAUAUUACAGCAAUUGCCAUAAAUAGAUACUGCUUUAUCUGUCACAGCAAGAUAUACAGCAAAUUGUACAGCCUGAAAAAUACGUUUGGUUGUGUUGGACUCAUAUGGAUUCUGACCAUCGCUGUGGUUUUACCGUCUUUCUGCAUUGAUGCUUACCAGUACAAUCCAGUGAUAUACUGUUGCACUUUAGGACAGACAGUGAGUUCAGCAUUCACCACUGCUACAGUAACUAUCCAUUUUCUAGUUCCAGUAAUUAUUGUUAUAUUUUGUUACAUAAAGAUAUGGGCCCUUGUGGUUGCUGUGAAAAAUCGUGUAAGACAAGACAGUAAACAGAAACUAAAACCAAAGGAAAUAAAACACUUCUUUUCAAUGUUUAUUGUUUUUGUGGUCUUUUUAAUUUGCUGGGGCCCGCCAAAUUUCACUGCUUUAGCUAUAGUAAUUAACCCUACAGAUGUAAUACUUAACAUACCAGCUUGGAUGUUUUCUGCAACUUACUUCAUGGCAACCUUUAACUGCUUUGUUAAUAGUUUUCUUUAUGGGAUCCUGAACCAGAAUUUCCGAAAGGAGUACAUUAGAAUAUUAAUAUCUACCUGUGGCAUAUUUUAUUCUCAUAUCAUAAAGUAA
Messenger RNA from Protopterus annectens (West African lungfish), 1287 nucleotides. RefSeq names its product melatonin receptor type 1B-like. NCBI's taxonomy places the organism in Eukaryota, Metazoa, Chordata, Ceratodontiformes, Protopteridae. The record is from RefSeq and is a predicted model, not a curated record. Gene Ontology annotation, biological process: G protein-coupled receptor signaling pathway. Gene Ontology annotation, cellular component: membrane. Gene Ontology annotation, molecular function: melatonin receptor activity. The transcript is spliced from 6 exons. The coding region runs from base 1 to 1287 and encodes 428 amino acids.